AUGUCGGGAGAGCAACUGGCCUCGAGGAUCAGCAGAAGAAUAUGCGCUGUGAAGCAUGCUGCACCUAUUAGCUCUGGCUCUGUGAAGCAUGCUGCACCUGUCAGCUCUGACUUUGUGAAGCAUGCUGCAUCUGUUAGCUCUGGCUCUGUGAAGCAUGCUGCACCUGUUAGCUCUGACUUUGUGAAGCAUGCUGCACCUGUCAGCUCUGGUUCUGUGAAGCAUGCUGCACCUGUUAGCUCUGGCUCUGUGAAGCAUGCUGCACCUGUUAGCUUUGGCUCUGUGAAGCAUGCUGCACCUGUUAGCUCUGGCUCUGUGAAGCAUGCUGCACCUGUCUGCUCUGACUCUGUAAUCAUGCUGCACCUCGUCACAGCUGUUGAUGGCAAAGGUGGCAAAGGUGGCAAAGGUGGCAAAGGUGGCAAAGGUGGCAAAGGUGGCAAAGGUGGCAAAGGUGGCAAAGGUGGCAAAAGUGGCAAAGGUGGCAAAGGUGGUAAAGGUGGCAAAGGUUCUUUGAUGAGUUGGCAGUUGCUGCAGGUGCCCUGA
Hyalella azteca is the source of this 540-nucleotide messenger RNA. RefSeq lists its product as uncharacterized. The transcript is spliced from 4 exons. Bases 1 to 540 code for a protein of 179 amino acids. Gene Ontology annotation, molecular function: calmodulin binding; microtubule binding. Gene Ontology annotation, biological process: microtubule cytoskeleton organization. NCBI's taxonomy places the organism in Eukaryota, Metazoa, Arthropoda, Malacostraca, Amphipoda, Hyalellidae. Gene Ontology annotation, cellular component: microtubule. The record is from RefSeq and is a predicted model, not a curated record.